AAUAUUCCCAUUUUUCACCAUCAUCUAAGCAAGUCAACCAAGAAUCGACCAAGAACUCAUCUAUCUACCCCUAACUAUGUCUCUGUCAUCCUCUGCAGCCGACUAGGAAGCGGCACAGCGGACUAAGGAGGAACUCGUCGACAACUGCAUCCAAACAUGGCUGUCUAAUGGGGUAGGCAUUGGGUCGUUCGAGGAUUUGGCUACCCAUCAAUUCCAAUUUAGCGAUACUGAUCUUCCGAUUCAAUUUCCAAGCAUAGGCUUAGAGCAGAAGGGGGGUUAUCGCUCAGUCACUCUAGAUGACAGACCUUCCAAGGACCCGGAAAUCCUAGAACAACGACAGAGGCUCCGUGAUUUAUUAGAAGGAAAUGAACCGCUUUCUAGAGCCGUCGACUAUAUACUGGAGCAAGAAAUCGACCAACGGGAGCUGCUCGCAUUCGAAUCCGAAUCCAUCUUCGAAAUACCUUUGGCAUCCACGCUUAGUUUUCACGACAAGGUCCAUCUUAUAGCCAGACAUAGGCUUCUAGAAAGUGAACUGAAGCCUUCGCCUGAACCUCAAAUUAGGGUUACCCCUAAGCAUGAGCCGAACGUAGACCCUCAGGUGAAUAUGUCUAUGCUCCGAGUUACAGCAAUGAAUACACUUCACCUCGAGAGUUUUUUCGCGCCCUUGUCACCUGAGUAUUGCCUAGAGUGUUUCCAUGCCCUCCUCGAGGAAGUAGCUGAGCCAUAUGCCAGUAUUGGAAUCUCGAACCGCGAAAUACUUGAUCAUGAUCUCUACGGUACAUCGGACGAUAGUGAGACACGUUUCUUGACUGAAUCUGGAAAUGACGAGUGGGAUCGGUCGUGGCGAUUAAGGUCAGAGCUUAGCAAUGAGCAGCUCGCGAGCUGGUCUUAUAGACUUUCAGAUGCCCCUGGUAAUCAUGUUCAGAAGUCGGCAAGACUCUAUACAGAUUGGCUUUGCGUCGACACCAAGGAGCAAUAUGAAAGAAUGUCUUCAUUAAUCAAGGAACGCAAUCUUUCUGCCGUGUUCAUCCGCACUUGGAAAAUCGACGAAGCGAAGCGCGUAGCUCAGGCGAAUGAAGCCAAAUGCAAACCCUCACGUCAAAAUAGCCCCCCUCCAAACAAACACUCGGCUCAGGGCAGUGGCACACAGGGAGAUUAUUCGGUAUCGACAGACCAAUCAUUGGUUCCGGGUGAAGAAAGGGGGCUCCAGGAUUUUGGUAAUAUGGAAGUGGAUAUCCUUUCUGAAUCUAAAGUACGAAAAUAAUAGGCUCUAUCUUGGCGAAUAGCAUCUGAGCUAGGACAGUGUAUCACGGAACCCAAACGAAUAAUUUUCGUUUGUGGUAAUACACGGUGAUGUGUGAAUGGAGUCAAGAAAUACGGGGGCAGUAUACGUCUUUGCUACUGUUUUGUAUGGGACCGGUCAUUGAUACCGAUGCCUUGAUGCGAAUACAAUUCUUAAUAAAAAUGUGUGUAAUGC
Molecule: messenger RNA, 1477 nt
Organism: Daldinia loculata
Lineage: Eukaryota; Fungi; Ascomycota; Sordariomycetes; Xylariales; Hypoxylaceae
Exons: 3
Coding region: 605-1264 (219 amino acids)
Source: RefSeq, a predicted model, not a curated record